CAUGUGACCUGGACAUGGAACCCACGCCCCAGAACUCCACUGACUUCCUCCUCCUGGGCCUCGUCACCCGGCCAGCACUCCCUGGACUCAUCUUUGCCGUGGUGUUCUCCAUCUUCCUGGUGGCCGUCACGGCCAACAUGGUCAUGGUUCUACUCAUCCAUGUGGACUCCCGCCUCCACACACCCAUGUACUUCCUGCUGAGCCAGCUUUCCAUCAUGGACACCAUCUACAUCUGUGUCACUGUCCCCAAGAUGCUCCAAGACCUUCUGGCCAAGGAAAAGACCAUCUCCUUCCUGGGGUGUGCACUUCAGAUCUUCUUCUACUUGACCCUGAUCGGAGGGGAGUUCUUCCUGCUGGGCCUCAUGGCCUAUGACCGGUAUGUGGCCGUGUGCAACCCCCUGCGGUACCCUCUCCUCAUGAACCGCAGGAUUUGCUUGAUCAUGGUUCUGGGCUCCUGGGCUGGUGGCUCCUUGGAUGGAUUCAUGCUGACCCCUGUGACCAUGAGUUUCCCCUACUGUGGGUCCCGAGAGAUCAACCACUUUUUCUGUGAGAUCCCAGCGGUCCUGAAGCUGUCCUGCGUAGAUACAUCACUCUACGAGACGCUGAUGUAUGCUUGCUGUGUGCUGAUGCUGCUCAUCCCCGUUUCCAUCAUCUCUGUGUCCUACACGCGCAUCCUCAUCACCGUCCACCGCAUGAACUCCGCAGAGGGCAGGCGCAAAGCCUUCGCUACCUGCUCCUCCCACAUCAUGGUGGUGAGCAUAUUUUACGGGGCCGCCUUCUACACGAAUGUGCUGCCCCAUUCCUACCAUACGCCAGAGAAGGACAAGGUGGUGUCCGCCUUCUACACCAUCCUCACCCCCAUGCUCAACCCCCUCAUCUACAGCCUGAGGAAUAAAGAGGUGGCCUCAGCCCUGAGGAAAUUGCUGGGGAGAUGUGAUUUCUCCCAGAGAAUAAGACCAGGAGAUGUGUCUAGGAAACACUAG
This is a messenger RNA of Urocitellus parryii (Arctic ground squirrel), 983 nucleotides long. NCBI's taxonomy places the organism in Eukaryota, Metazoa, Chordata, Mammalia, Rodentia, Sciuridae. The record is from RefSeq and is a predicted model, not a curated record.